Molecule: messenger RNA, 483 nt
Organism: Prunus armeniaca (apricot)
Lineage: Eukaryota; Viridiplantae; Streptophyta; Magnoliopsida; Rosales; Rosaceae
Source: the annotation of a GenBank genome assembly
AUGGAUAAGUCAUGGAUGCAUGCGGAUAGAAUAUCGAAGGCAUAUGAGUUAGUUGGAAUUAUAAGGGACCACUUAUACUUCAAUGGAAUUGACCCAAGCAAUAAGAUUUGGACAUGGCACGGAGAACCUUGGGAAUGGACUGCUAAUGCUAGUAGAAAUGUAGAAGAAGAUGAGCAAAGUAGGUUCAGUUUUGUUUCUGAAGAAGUAGGGAUGGAUGAUAAUGAUUUAGGCGAUAUUGGAUUUGAUCCUUAUGAGUUUGCCGAUGUGAUUGGGGAUAGAGAUCAACCCUUGUACCUUGGUAGUAAAUUAUUGAUACUUCAAGGAGAUUUGCUUCCUGAAGGAAAUACACUACCUUCCUCUAUGUACGAGGCAAAAAAGACAUUGUCUGCUUUAGGGAUGAGUUAUGAGAAAAUCCACGCAUGUCCCAAUGACUACAUCUUGUAUGGGAAGGAUUAUGAAGAUUCAACUAAUUGUCCUACUUAG